GUUUCCUUUUCUCAGAAUCUCUGAAGCCUCGAGGUUGCUGAAGAAUUUUCUGCUCCUACUUUGAUGCCUGCCUAGCUGUCCAGAGAGAGCAGCUGCUCUCAGCUUCAGCCCUUGUGCAGAUCCUACAAACAGAUUGAGAAGUAUGGCAGUGACAACUUGUUUGACAUGGAUGCAAGAGAAGAUUCUGCAAAAUCAUUUUGGAGGAAAGUUUAACCUUCUCUAUAAAGCUAGUGUCCAUAAAUUUUCCCUUGAACAUUUGCUCCAGGUAUGCAGUAAUCAAGGACCUACUGUGACAGUGAUUUAUAGUAAAGAUCAUGUUACUGGGGCAUUUAUGCAGGAGGGUUACCAGGAAGGAAAGACAAGUUUCAUUACCCUUUUUGCCUUACAAGAGACUAAAAUUCUGGAAUGUAAAAUGAAACUCUGUGUACCAUCUAUGUUGUUUGUUACAUGGACUGGAUGGCACCGGCAAAAGAAAUAUGAAUUUGGCAUUGAUCUAACGGGAAGAAAGUUGCAUAUAAGUGCAAAUACAAGUAAAGAACUUGGAUUACUUCAAUGUGAAAGUAUCUCCUUUGAGGAAUGUGAAGUUUUUCAAUGUGAAGAUAUAUUGAACAAAAGGAAGAUGGAAGAGGUCACUGAGCUCAGGGAGAGUUUAUGGUCUUCCAUGAGAACUUAUAAGCCGUAUGGAGACCUGGUUCACCAAAUACGAAUUCUUUUGUUGGGUCCGAUUGGAGCUGGGAAGUCUAGCUUUGUCAACUCAGUGAAGUCUGUUUUCCAAGGCCGUGUAGUGCACCAGGCUUUGGUGGGCUCUGAUACAACCGGGAUAUCUCAGAAGUACAGGACGUAUUCCAUUAAGGAUGAGAAGGAUGGCAACUCCUUGCCAUUUAUUCUCUGUGAUUCCCUGGGGCUGGGUGAGGGAGAAGAAGGGCUUUGCAUGGAUGACGUACCCCAGAUCUUAAAAGGCCAUGUUUCUGACAGAUACCAGUUUAACCCCAUGAAACCAAUCACACCAGGUCAUGAUAACUAUGUUGACUCCCCAUUGCUGAAAGACAGAAUUCAUUGUGCAGCAUUUGUGUUCAAUGUCAACUGUAUUGAAUACCUCUCUGAUGAGAUGGUGGCAAAGAUCAGAAGAGUUCGAAGGAAGCUGAUAGAGUGUGGUUUGGUACAUUUGGUUUUGCUCACUCAUGUGGAUAGCAUGGAUCUGAUUACAAAAGAUGACCUUAUAGACAUAUACAGAUGUCCGCCUGUGAAGUCCCAGCUGGAGGCCGUUCACAAAGCACUUGGAUUUCCUCUUUCUGACAUUUUGCUGGUUAGUAAUUAUACUUCUGAGUGGGAGCUGGACCCUCUAAAGGACAAUCUGAUCCUCUUUGCACUGAGACAUAUGCUGUGGGCAGCAGAUGACUUCCUGGAGGAUUUGCCUCUUGAAGAAACAAGGGAGAUGCUUUUGGCGGUGUAGAAACUUGAAGGCAUCAGCUCCGUGGCUACUUCCCGCUUGAAUCUAUUGGGUACGUGGCACUUCUCUGUCUCUGUAAGUUGUUGCCGUGUGAAUAGUCCUGCCCUUUAAGCCAAUGGCUGGAUGCAUUUUUUCCCUUGACAUUUCCUGAUUCCUUACCCCUAUGGUAGAUUCUAGGGCAUCUGUACUACUUCUCUUCCCUCUUGACUUGUUUUAAAAUGAAGUUUUUGAAAUGAUCCACUUCUGCCAUUCCCACUGUCUGAACAUCGCAAGCGUAUCCUUGCUCCCUUCCCUCAAAAUGUGCUUCUUUGCUUGGGAUCUAGAACUGGAUUGGAUCAGCAUUUUUCCUGAUCAGAUGUGAUCUUUGAUUAUUUGCCCUUCCUUGGGACCUCAUGCUUUUACCUUUUUUGAUUUGACUGUUUUGACAGCUAUCCCUCCUCAGGCUCCCUCUUAAUGCAGUGUGGGAAGCUCUCAUACUACCAGUUUUGCUUUCCUGAUUCUGCUCUCUUGGUUUCUCCAUUUCUUCUGUUCCUCGUGAUACAUGCACUCCCAAAGUCAGGGCUGGCUCAGAUCUCUGUAGCCCAAUGUUCAUCUUCCCUCUGGUUGCUUAUCCCUAAAUAAUCCAUUAAGAAUAUUUUGUUUAUCUUUUCUCAGAGAUUCCUGAGAAAGGAAUUAUCAAGUGCGCAAAAGAAGAUAAUAAAUAUGUGAACCCUUUGCAUAUUAUUAAUUUUUAUCUCAUCAUAGAAGAGUGAAAUUGAGAAAUAAGGAAACAGGAAAAAGAGAAGUAGCUGAAACUGAAGGGGGAUAUUUUAUUUAUGUCUGCAGUGAAGAUGCACAUACAAAAUUGUAAUACCUAUAAAUAACUAGGAGCAGCAGGAUUUGAAGUCACCUAUUGUGAAAAAACAGUCAUAAUUUCUUUUGGACUUAUGUUUUGUUUCUGUAAAAAAUUAAAAUUUCUUUUCAUAAUA
This is a messenger RNA of Equus caballus (horse), 2418 nucleotides long. RefSeq names its product interferon induced protein 44 (gene IFI44). NCBI's taxonomy places the organism in Eukaryota, Metazoa, Chordata, Mammalia, Perissodactyla, Equidae. Gene Ontology annotation, biological process: immune response. The record is from RefSeq and is a predicted model, not a curated record.